Messenger RNA from Manis javanica (Malayan pangolin), 5024 nucleotides. The record is from RefSeq and is a predicted model, not a curated record. Lineage: Eukaryota; Metazoa; Chordata; Mammalia; Pholidota; Manidae.
AUGAGGGUCCCCGACGUCCUCGCAGGCUGGGCUUGUGCUGCCCUCUGGCUGGCUUCCUGCUGGUCUGCUUUUUCACAAGGUGCCAGCUCUGUGUCCUGUGAGGACAUGCAGUCCAAGCACACUGGAGCCCAGCUUCAAAACCCCAGGACGCACCACACCUCCAUCCACACCAGCAGGUCUUCCUACUCACCUGGGGACACCGUGCAAGGUGCUUGUGGGAGACGCUUGGAGAGACCCCAGGGCCGCAGGGAAAAAUGGCAACUUGUGUUUGUCCUAAGCAGGCAUUUCUGGUCCCGGAAGAGAAACCUGUCCUUUGAGUGGAAGGCCUCCGCCCAGCCCACCGGGGACAUCGGAUUCCUUUUAACCGUAGUCCAGUCAUAUUUCAUUUACUGGGAGAGGAUUGAAUCACCUGUCGUAUCUCAGCAGACAUACAGCAGAGCCCAUUCUGACGGCCGCACGGCCCCCAGCGCCUUGAUGCCAGCCUCUGCAUGGCGGCUGGAGGGAGUUGAGAGAACCUCCCCAGCUCCCAGUACUCCCACCACCGUUUCACAGAAACACACAGAUGUCUUUGCUGUUGCCAUAACUGGAGCUGGAGAGGAGGACAGCUUGGGUCCUGUUCAUGCCAACUUUUGGGUGACAGAGUUUCCUGGGGGUGCCAAGAGUCUGUUCCCACCAUCUUCACACACAGCUACCGUAGUUAACAAUGGCCAGCCACCCAGUGGGGUCAGCAACCCACCCCUAGAGCCAUCCCUGGAUGUCCAUGCAUAGGAGAGGCUCAUAGACCUUAGGAGAGUCUCCUCAGAAGGCUUUGCUUCCAGCCCUAGAACCCACCACAGGACUCAGGCUGAUCCAAGCUUUGAUUUAUUGGAAACUUGCCUGCCCUCAGAUAAAAAUGAAGAGGACAAGAUGGGGUCCUACAACAGGACUAUGAUGAGGCCUCCUCUGUACACUGUCCAUCUUACCUAUCCUCGGGGCCUCUGGGCCUCUGAAUCAUUUGCUGGGCAUGGGGCUGGGGCAACCAACCCAACUCCCACCUUCCACACUUCUGCCAUGUCCAGACCCCCCAGUUCUGGUGACCAGUCGGAGGCAUCAAGCCCCUAUGCCAGUUUCCUGCCUCAUUCAAAACACAAGGAGCCCAGAGUUGAGGAGGGAAAUGGAGAAGGCAGAGUGGGACACCCCAGGAAGGUCAACCCAAGGCCUGAGGUUGGGCAGGAGGGAGCCAGUGCCCCUUCUGGGAUCCAGCUCAGGACCCCCCACCUACGAAUCCUGCUUUGCCUUUCGGCCACCUUGGGCAUGGCCCUAGCUGCUGGCCUUUGCUACCUGCACAGCCAGUAUUACCGUAAGUAGACGGAAGUGUCCUUCAGGGAGCCUGCUGGUGAUGCUGUUGCCAGGAGUGAUGGCGGUGAGACCAUGCAUGUCAGGAAGACUGGGGAGAACAGUUUUGUUGUUGUUGAAACAGAAUAUAACUGGAUCACUCCCUCUGUGGGUAGCAAGAAAACAGUCCUCUGAGAAGACCAUCAUACCAGGCCUCUGAAUGACCCUCCUUAGACCCUGCAGAGGGUCUCAGCCAGAAGGGAACUGACAAGCAUAGCCGAUGAGGACAGGGAUUCACUGCGCCCCCAUCAGUGAGCAGCUAGUGGAGGAAGCUGCGAAGGGACGGUUCUAUCACCAGACGGAGUUCUUCCCUAGCUUUGUUGUCUUAACAUCUGUAAUUUAGCUGCUUUUUUUCUUUUUGCAAUUAGAUGUUCUGUUUGAAGAGUUAAACUCAGCACAAUGAAUAUUGUAUAACCUGCUCAUUAACUAGACUCCUGUGGCCGCUAAGCUUCCUCCAUUGCCUUAAGGAACCCACAGAAAUAGAAAUUCUGUCCCUCAUCAGUGUGUCAGCCACAUCCCUUUCAACUCUUUGAGAAAAAGUAAUGUUGUGGUUGUGUAUCUUAUAAGAAAAAGAACUGCCGCCUUAUUUUGCCUCUCCAAACCAUCCCAAGAGAAGUUUUGUUUAUGACACUAGAGGUCAAAAUGGGCCCUGAUUCAGCUGACUAGGUGAGUGCAAAGGUGUUCAGUCUUUCUGGGACCUCAGAAGCCUGCAGAUCCACCUUGGAAACUCAUCUGAAGCAACAAUGAAUUUUAGAGGGCUUGACUGAACACAGCUGAGGGAAAACGUAUACAUGCAGCCUGAACACCAGAGUUGAGGAAGCAAGCUCCCUGGGCGAUCCGAGACUUCCCACCCAUUCACACUUGCCAAGAGGCCAUGUGUCACGAUGGCCGGCAAGCAUCCUGCCUCGGGCCAAAGGUCGGGCUGAACAAAAUGAUGAGGCCACACGGUCUGAAGAACAGCCUCCACUUGUCUUUUCAGGGGGAAAAGGAAGAAAACAUCACAGAUGAAAAUCAUCUUCCUGUGUUUGUGACUUUAUGGAGAUCACUUUGAUUUAGCAAGUGUCCUAUAGAUGCCAGAUAGGGUCUGCACAGCCAGUGUGAGUCUAACACUUGGUCUGCUCACUGAACAUGACACAUUGGAAUUAGCUGUCUUUUUAGAGGUGAACCUCGUAGAGUCAUGAUCCAUUUUGUGAAAACAAGAGCCCCUAUAAAUUUGGAAAGAGUACCUAUUGACUGAGCACCUAAAUCAUACAGACACUGUACUAAGAACUUUACACAUAUUUUCACAUUUAACUCUUGCAAUAACUUCAUGAGGAAUAUGUUCAGUGACUUGCCAAAGAGUUCCCUACACAGUGUAGGGAGGAGACAGCCCCUGCUGUUUUUCCAGCUCCAUUUAGCUUCUUUACAGUCAAUGCCAAGACGCUCUCCUCCUGGAUUCCUGGUGAGGUGGAGCUGACCCUUGGCUUCAGGCCAGUGUCUCAUUAGGCACAUGGAGACCUAGGUGAUGUGCUUUAAUGGGGGGGUCACAGAUAUCCCUCCUAUAUACCCAACCCUCCUCAGAGAUAUGCUUCCCAAAAUGCAAACAAGGGAUUGUGUCAGCCGAGGUCUCUCCCCUGGCCACCCGCAUCAGAGUCAGGUGCACCAUAGAUACACUGUCAAGAUCUUUCCUGUCCAAGAGGCCAUUUUCCUGGGUAAACAGAUUGUGUAAAUAGACUUUUAUCUAUUGCAGUGAAACAAUAAAAAGUUGUUCCACAAUUGUUUGUGAAAAAAACAACCCCAAGACCUAGUGGUUUAAAACAACCACUCCCACCACCAUCAGUUGUCACCACGAUUCCAGGGUUGCCUGCACUCAGCUGGGCAGUUCAUCUGCUCCAUGUGCUGCUGAGCGAGCGGGAGCCUCCAAGCUGAUUGGCUGCGUGGCUGCACCUGGUGCUGGCUACAGGCCGGGGGCUCCACUGGGGCUGCGGAUGAAGGCAGGAAGCAAUUUGCUUCUCCUUUUCGCGGCUUCUCUCUGCGUGGUGGCUGUGUUCCAAGAGGGAGUGUUCCAAGCAGACAGUAUCAGCAGCGAGGCAUCUCUUAAGGCCUAGCCUUGGGAGUUUCAUGGUUUCAUUCUGCCACUUUCUAGUGGUUACAGCAAGUCACAGGGCCAGUCCUCAUUCUUCAGGGGGAGGGGCGAUGGAUUUCACUUUUUGGUGGAGAAGUGGCCCAGGAUUUGAAACUAUCUUAAAUUCAUUAUCACUCUGAUCAGACUGCUGACCUGUCCUGGGGCCUGUGUUAGAGAAAAAGAAGCAGCUGUUCAUCCCCAGUUGCCUAGGGUCCCCUUUCCUGCACAGCAUCAAAGAGGGUGAGGGCGAAAUCAGGCUUCAACAUUGGGCACCCCCUCUUCUCCAGCUGGGAGCUCUGGCACAGGAAAAGUAGUGCAGGGGUGCAGAAGAGUCAGCCAGACCUCUGAGCCUCUGCUUCCUCAUCAAAGAAAAACAGAUCACAAAACUAUUACUGCUUUUGGCUAUUGUGAACAUUAAGUGCAUGGUGGACGCUUAGCUAUCUACAGCAGUUAACUAGUUAACUGACAUGCCAUUGUUACUAACAUCAUCCUGUGGCUGCAACGCUAUCCUUAGAGUGGGUCCAUUUAGAGGAACUCUGUGCCCACCAAAAGCCAUUACCCCCUUUCCAUGACAACCUCUCCACCAGUGGCCCCCACCCGGCACAUGGAGGUGGUCACUGCACUAGUUGUCAUGGUAACGACUGGCUACAAUUCCUGCCAGGGGUCAGGCAUUUUUUGCUGAGACGUUCUGAGUAAAGUUUCUUUUGGCAAGGGCAGUGGAGUCUAUAGGCCUGUAGUCAGGAGACAGAAAAUGCCACUGUGACUGUGAUCUGGAAGGUCCUCUAAGCCUGGCCUCAGAAAAGCCCCAGAGAGGAGCAAGGAGGAAGCGUUAACCACAAGGCACUCAACUGAAACACAGAGCCAUUAAAAGUUAAAAAAAAGACAAAGGACUCAAACGAAACAUCUUAAACGUAGCUUUUCUGUUUUGUCAGAAUAGCUACAGAAUUGCUCAGCCAACCUCUUCUUGGAAGAGAAGGAGGUCUGGGCUAAAAGCACGUUUAAGAGAAAAUAACAGAAAAACGAUUGCUGAAAACUGUUUUAAACAAAUGUUUUCCCAUCUAUUGUGUUAAUUUAAUAAGCAGAGAGCAGGGGUACGGAUGAGCCUUAACCUUUUUACAUUCAGAGACUAUUUCUGUUAUUUCUAAUUAACUUCUCCCCUUGAAUACUACAGUUUUGGUAAAUCACAACUUAAUGCUUAACCCUAGCCUGGCUGAGCUAUUUCACUCUCCAGGCUGUCUGGAUUUAUUUGCUGCUUCAAUGUUUGUUUCCUUGAAAAAAAUAUUCUAAUUAACAACAACAAAAGAAAUGGGUCAACAAACCAGUAAAUAUUUAAACAAGUGUCACGUUUUAUUUGAAAAGUUGUCUUGGAAGGGCUGGUGAUUUAUUAAUAAAUUAUGGCGCGCAUGCCCAUUUCUGUUCUUGGACUUACGGUAUUAAUCAGUGAUCCCAGCCUUUCUGGAACAUAGCCUCUGUGUGAUUUGAUUUUAUUACACCCCCAACCUAUCCCCUCUCCUAAAAGUAGUGUGUGAUGAGGAAUUUCUUUGAU